AUGCCACCGUCAUACGGAAAUGAGUCUCCGGAGGAACGCGCAGCUAUGGAGGACUUCAAGACGAAUAUCUUCGCGCCUUUCCAGGAGCUCUAUGGGGACAAAUGGGACCAAGCCCGGUGGGACGCUGCUAUCACCAGAUUCAGGGCAGCCCACGAGCCCGUGGUGAUCGAGCGGUUUAUGAAGAUCGCCAGGCUACCGGGGUGGGCCGGCAUUGAGGAGCAGAUGAAGAAAGGCCCGCCCGAAUUCCUGCGUCCUGGGUGGAGGAGCCCUCUCCUCGGCAAAAAGGUCGACCUUGACUGGAUCGACGCAGACGCGUAUGAAUGUGUGCAACCAAGCAAGGAUGGAUGGAGGGACAAAAAAGUUCUUGUAAUCGAGUUUUGGGCGACCUGGUGUCGGCCGUGUCACCCGGUAUGCAAAAUUCUCACGGACGUUGCCGCACAAUACCCAGACGUCAGGGUCAUCACGUUCAAUAACGAAGGGAUAUUCAACAAGGCACCGACCGAUUCGGAAAUUGUAAGGGACUUCGUCACUGAACGGGACGACGUCAAUUAUCCAGUUUAUAUCGAUAAAAAUAAUAUUGCCGUAGAGUCGCUGUUCCAGCCUGGGAAAUGUCUGUCUAUCCCGCUAGUGUUUAUAAUUACCACAAAAGAUUCCGUCGUCCACUGGUUAGGAAAUCCGGAAGAGAUGGCUGCGCCUCUCGAUAACGCGCUGCAGCAUGCCUGA
Messenger RNA from Sparassis crispa, 723 nucleotides. RefSeq lists its product as hypothetical. The transcript has 8 exons. Lineage: Eukaryota; Fungi; Basidiomycota; Agaricomycetes; Polyporales; Sparassidaceae. The coding region runs from base 1 to 723 and encodes 240 amino acids. The record is from RefSeq and is a predicted model, not a curated record.